ACAAGUCGCACGCACGAGGUGAGUGGUUGCUAGGAAGUAUUGUGACGUCAUGAGUAAGCAAAAGGCAAAGUGGUGCGUUUGUGUUUUUAAAAUAGUGAUAUUUAGUUGAUCUGAUCUGUCAUGUCAGAAAAAAAUGCCGAUUAGGAUUACACAGUCUAUCUCUUGACACUGUAGACGCCUGUAGACUAGGCUGGUACAAUAAAGAGCCAUGAAAAGUGGAAGUUCAUGUGGUGCUUUGUGUCAGCAUCCUGAAUGUUGGAGAUCGAACUUGCAAAGAGUGAAAGAUGCUGUUAGACUUAGAAAUGGAAUCCAGCCUGGUGAUUCAUUGGAAAGUAAAGAAUUCCAUACUUUGUCUGAAAGGAAAAGAUUAGAUGAUGGCACCCUUCCAACACUGAAAGUUGUUGAUGUCUUUGAUGGAACAAACUUGAGAAGUAACAGUGCAAGACAUUGUAGCAGCAUAUCACAAACAAACAGAUUCCAUCACAGAUCAGCAUCGUUACCCUCAUUAUCACCGGAUCUUAGCGAUCAUCAGCAUUCAUCUACAAGCACUCCAUCUGUGCGUGUACCACGUCCAUCUCCUGUUUCACCAACAAUGUUGACAGAUUACCAGAAACGUAUGUUAUGGAAGAAAAAGUUACAGGCUGUCAGAGAACCCACUGGUGGUGAACUUAGGAAGGAAAAGGCUUCAAUUGUUGGUGUUCAUGAGUUGUAUGAAAAUGAUGAAUUAUUACAAGACUGGAAAGAUGUGUACAUUGCUUCAGCAUAUCUUAUAUGGUGCCAAACUAGCAAGAGAAAAAGAAGGAAAGCAAAAAGCACUGGAUCAAAUUCAAGGAGGAAGGAUCCUCACAGAAUUUCUUUUAAAGAUGUUACAGAGGACAUGAUUCCAGCUGCCAUGGAAAAAAUAAAGCCAGAACAUCCAAAACCUCGCAGAUCUCCCACUGUUGGACAACCUUAUAAUCCUAGUCGUGGAAGGUGUCAUCCCAAAAUGCAUAUCCAGGACUUAGACCUCUCCAGUUAUGGACUUGGAGAUUUUGGAGACUUUCCCAAGUCAGUGAUUACUGGAAUCAUUCAACAUUUCAAACCAAGCCAAGUCGCUGUCAGUCAUGAAUUGCCUCUGGGACUAGAAGUUCAACCAAAACAACAAUCAAGUCCAAGAACAGCUACUGAUCUAAGUACACAAUUCAAAAGUAUUGAAAACUUAACAGGCGAUACUUUGGAACAAACUUUGCAAGAUGAAAACUCGCGCAUGCUGCUGGAUAUUGACAUAAACUCACACUUUACCCCCCCUGGGGACGAAAAACUUACUGAGGAGGAGGGUGGGCUGAAGAUCAACAGUGAAUCGAAACAAGACACUGACCAACUGCAACCUCAGCUGAUCAAAACAGUCAUUGAUAGACUUGCCGGCAAACGAGGUCGCGAACUAUUGCCUCUUGCAUCUGUGGGUGUUCCCUUUGAGCAUCGUGCGAAGUCUAAGUUACAUCACUGUGUUAACUCCAUUCCUCGUAACCUGGAUUUGGGCGUGGCAUUGGAACCAGUUGAUGUUGUAUCAGUCACACCAACUCCCACGGGAACGCCAAAAGAAGAGAUGGAAGGUCAAGAAUCUCAGCCGUGUACCUUGGCUAACAGUUCCCCAGACGUGGUUUUAGCCAAUGGCAGUGAGUACAUCUCGUCUUGUGAUGAUCAGAUGAAUCUCCAUUGGCCUCUGCGAGGUCACAUGACAUCUGCACUCAGAUAUUCUCCAGCUCCAGUGCAUGCUCCGGCUCCUACUCCCAAUAGCCCAGACAGACACGGCCAGUACUUCUCCCGUACUCCACAGAGUAGGGAACAUAACAAUUCCGUCACUUCUCGCUACAUUAGGAGGCGAGAGACUUUGACCAGUGUGUAUGACGAGGACGAACCCGAGACUAGCCGAGAGGCCCUGGGAAGUCCUGAGGGGGAGAGAGUGGAAGAAGAAUUUGCUGUUGAACCAGUUUUUCUGACGGAAGGAGCUCUCUCUCGUGACCUGAGUCUGGUUUUAAACAAGAAAGAUGCACAGGAAUGGCCGCAAGAUAAAAUGAUAAUCAAUGUAAUAGAGAACAGCGAUGACAUGCCCCGAAUGCUUCGAAGUCCAAGUCCAGGGAGUAAAACUUUCAUCCCUCAGGAUAUUCUCGCUGAAUUUCAAGGAGAUCCCUAUGGGAGAAAAGGAAUGCAUGUGGCAGGCCAAAAAAUGACAGGAAAACCGAACAUUGUGAAAGAGCCUGAAACAACAACUGAUUUGCGUGGUUACAUGGCACCGGCUUGGAGAGCUCCGCGCUCAAGGACACCCAUUCAGCUCGUAGAUACACCCUCAAGGCGAGCCCCAAGACCUCUAAAACAGCCCCCGAAGGAAAGUUUGCCGAAGUCCUUAACUGUACAGCCUCUUGCAAAACACGUGCUUCGAAGGCCAAAGAGUACCCCUCCUCGUAUGAGCUCUCCCAAGGAUUCAGGAGAAUUGUUAGUGCAUCAGAUUCUGUCGGAUUCGACACUUGGUAGUUUCACACGAGAUGAGCCAGGGAAAUAUUCAAUGGACACACGAGCUACAUCACCUUCCAUGGAUACUUCUGGCUCCAUUCCCCCUCCUCCUUCCCCAGAGCUAACACUGGUAGCCCCAGUUGUUCCUGGUACCCCUAGACUGGAUCCUGUCUGUGAAGUAGAAGAGAAAAGCAGUAUUACUUCAGCUGGUCGGGUUGAUGGCACAAGCCAAGUGGAAGGUGAGAAUGCUGUGGCUAACCUCUCAGAAGUCGAGGAUGGAGACGAAGUUGAUGAAAGCAACGAAGUUGACAUUGGUCAACAUUCAAAACACAUCAAAUCUGAGAGUAAUAGUGAAAAAGAGACAGAUCUCGCAAUCACUGAAGAGACAGAAACAGUUGAAACAAGACAAAACAAAGACUCACAAGAUACUCCGGAUAUAAAUUUAGAUAGAAACCCCGUUUCUUUAUUUGUUGCUGGUGAUGAAGCAAAUCUACCUGUAACAGAAACUGAUGAAGUAAUACAGAAUGAAACUGGAGGUGAUGAAAAGGAGUCUGAAAAACAAAACGACAGCAAGUCUGCUAAUGAAGAUGCAACAACAGAGGAGUCCGGUGAGAGAGAACAGGCUGAGAAGGACAACACAGAUCUACCCCAGCCCCCUGCGUCACCAGAUAUCGUCAGCACUCCAGAUUUCACGGAGGGAUUAGACUUAAAUCUUGAUUUAGAAGCAGAGCUUCGUGCGGCCAUGGAAGGCCUGGAUGAUUUAGGCGAUGGGGAGGAAAAUGGAGAAAAAAGGACUUCCCCAGAACUGGAGCCUUGGUAGUGACAAUUCCUCUAACAUCUGUUUGGUCGUGUAUGCUUCAUGAAUUGUACUAUUUGUGUUACAUUUAAUGACAGAACAUUGAAAUACAGUGUAGGGGUAGAUUGUAAGAACCAUGUAAUUAUAUUGAAUUUUAUGUUUUACGUAUAUUUUAUCAGUGUGGUGUAUUUGCAGUGGAAUAUAUACACAUCUUUUGGUCAGAGUGAUAUGAAAAUUGUACAUCUGUCAAACAUUUUAUUAAUUAGACGCCGCCAGGGGAUUAUGAACACAAACACUCUGACACAAAUUAAACUCAAACUACACUCGCCGACUGGAAUUAUUGCGGCAUUGUUAAUCCUACUGUCUUAACUAAACACUUAACGAUAUUUGAGUAGAAUCUAACAAGCCCACUUUCAAGUGAUCUAUUUGUUUUCUAAGAGAGAAAAUAUAUGCAAAAUUUCUUUUUCCUCUUUAAUUUGUUAUUCAUGACGUUAGCGAGCUUUCAACAAAGUACAUGGCGAUAAUUUUAUGCCUCAGAAGUGUUGUGCUCUUUCAAAAGAGCCAUAGAUAGUCAAAUUACUCAAAUUGUCAAAACACAACAGAUCAAAGGGCGCCAGUAGGCCUAGCCAUUGUUUGAGACGUUUUCGAAGCAACUUUUUAUUCUUUGCACUCAAUAGUUGACCAAUCUUUAUUGAUUGCAUCGGUAAACGAAUCAAGCCAAGAGUUUGCCAAGCAGCAGUUUUCACAUUGGCCCGUCACUGUUCCAAACAAGCAACCUACAAAGAGCAACUUAGGUCUC
Messenger RNA from Stylophora pistillata, 4085 nucleotides. RefSeq lists its product as uncharacterized. The record is from RefSeq and is a predicted model, not a curated record. NCBI's taxonomy places the organism in Eukaryota, Metazoa, Cnidaria, Anthozoa, Scleractinia, Pocilloporidae.